Messenger RNA from Condylura cristata (star-nosed mole), 1719 nucleotides. RefSeq names its product putative UDP-GlcNAc:betaGal beta-1,3-N-acetylglucosaminyltransferase LOC100288842. The transcript is spliced from 2 exons. Gene Ontology annotation, cellular component: membrane. NCBI's taxonomy places the organism in Eukaryota, Metazoa, Chordata, Mammalia, Eulipotyphla, Talpidae. The record is from RefSeq and is a predicted model, not a curated record. Bases 609 to 1718 code for a protein of 369 amino acids. Gene Ontology annotation, molecular function: hexosyltransferase activity.
UUAGUCAAGUCCUUACAUUGUUAUACUAGGAAUUCAAAAUCCUUCCCAAUGAAAAAUAUACCACAUCUCAUCAUAUGAUGCUGCUUUGGGGAAGAAAAAUAAAUGCAUCUACCAAGGAUGACAAGCAUUUCUUGAAGUUUAGUACACUUCAUGCAUGUUCCAGGAAGCAGGAACGACUGCAACUGCUUAAUCUCUUGAGCUGCAUCCCAAGUACACUGUGUGGCAUUUCUCCUUGUACGGUGCUGUGAGAGGUGAUGUGGGUGAUGUGUGUUUUCAAUUUCAGCAUAUACUUCACCAGGGACUCAGCAGAAAGAUGGGUCAGUUUUGAGACACACCAGGCGAGGCAUUUGAAGAGGUUUGCUUUUUCUAUUCUCUUUUGUGGAUUCAGUCUGGCUGUAACCCGAUGCACACUUGCUCUCUUAUGGAGCCAGCAGGUAUUCUGGGACAAAAGCUCAGGUUGAUCGGAAGAAACCCUAUCCUUAAAGUCUCAUGCACAAAGUACUUUACUUCAGUUGCUGUUCGACUGGAGUGAACCUGAAACACAUUUGGAUAUAAUUUGGCAUCUAAACUCAACAAUCCCAAAGCUCUUGGAAUUGCUCACAGACACCAUGCAGGUGACAUUCUGCAGACUUCGGACUCACCAGUGGUGCUUCAUUCUGUUUAAUAUUAUCCUAUUUCAUGCUUUGCUUUUUGGUGCUGAUUUUGUGGAAGAAUACUUUCUGCAUGCUUUGCCUUAUGUAGACAUGAAAGUUCUUGAAAUUAAGGAUAAAGCAAGAAAACUGAAUAUGGAGCCCCUAAAAAGUAAUCUUUCCAAGUAUUAUAUCCUGAGCCAGUCAGAGGUCUGUAAAGGGAAGAACAUAUUUUUGCUCUCUCUCAUUUUCAGUAGCCCAGGAAAUGAAACAAGACGGAAUCUCAUCAGGAAAACCUGGGGUAACGUGACCAGUGUCCGAGGGCACUCCAUUCUCACGCUGUUCGCUUUGGGAAUGCCUUUUUUGGUAACCACCCAGCAAGAGAUUGCCAAAGAGUCUCGUAAGAAUAAUGAUAUAAUUGAAGGCAUCUUCUUGGACAGCACUGAGAACCAAACCCUGAAGAUCGUUGCGAUGACACAGUGGACUGUGACUUUCUGCCCUAAUGCCCUGUUCAUUCUUAAGGUUGAUGAAGACAUGUUUGUCAAUCUUGCAAGCUUGGUAGACUAUCUUCUCAAUCUAAAAGAACACCUUGAUGAUAUCUACGUAGGAAGAGUUAUCCAUCAGGAAACACCCAAUAGAGAUCCUAAAGUCCAAGAAUUUGUCCCUUUUAGCGAAUAUCCAGAAAAGUAUUACCCGGAUUACUGCAGUGGCGAGGCCUUUAUCAUGUCCCAAGAUGUGGCUCGGGUGAUGUAUGUGGUUUCCAAGGAAGUACCCACGAUGGUGCCUGCUGAUGUGUUUGUAGGAAUUUGUGCCAAGUCUAUUGGUCUUGUACCCAUCCAUAGCUCAAGGUUUUCUGGGAAAAAGCAUAUCAGAUACAACAGAUGUUGCUAUAAGUUCAUUUUCACAUCCUCAGUAAUUUUAGAUGCUGAAAUGCCCCUGGUAUGGAAGGAAAUUAAUGAUGGAAAAGAAUGUACACUGUUUGAGACUUACUAUGGGCUCAUUUCCUGCAAAGUUCUGACAUACCUUGACAGCUUUAAACGUUUUCACAUGGGGACCAUAGAAAACAAGGCCAUGUACUUUAGUGAUUAGG